CGCUGUCUUCGGAUUAAAUGAAGUUUCUCUUUCUUUUUUAUCUCAAACAGCCGAGCCGAGCCGAGCCGAGCCUAGCCUAGCCUUAAAUAACUGUCACGCUUUCCUGUACCAUUGUUCGUUGCUUGUUCCUCUCAUCUCCCUCUUCCCCUAUCUCGUCGCUCUUCCGGCCCCUUUCUCUUGUGCUCUUCCUUCCUCCCCCUCGCGCGCUCUUCUUCUUCUCCCGUCACUGGUUCCGUGCUGACUCUGUUUCCUUAUUGCGCUCCAACUGCUCGACGAAAUGCCUGAACAAUGCUCUCCCUCGCCUCCGCAUCCCCCAACCUCACCUUCCCGCCCAUCCUCCUAGACUCCGCCCCCAACAAGUCUCCCCCUUUCCUCUUCCUUCCCCGCCGCGGACCCAGGAGGAGGAGACCCCGUUCUCUGUUGGGUGCGGAGGGCAUUGAGCGGGCGAGGAAUAGGUGCGAGAUUUGUCGGGUUCCUGGGCUCGUGAGGAGGUGCAGGAGGGAGCAGGACGGCGAGACGGAGACGGAUACUGCCCUGGAGGCUGAGAUUAUGGAGUUCGUGAAGGACUCCGAGAACCCCAACUUGUUCCCUACCAAGAAGCAGCUUCUCCAUGCAGGGAGGGCGGAUUUGGUGGAGGCGAUUUCGCAGCGGGGUGGGUGGCUUUCUCUGGGCUGGGACUUGGACUCUGAAGAGGGGAGUGGCUACUGCCCUUAUGAUGUUGAUUUCGGGGAGGAAUCGGAUGGUGGGAUCGAUAGGGAAGUAGGCAGCAGCCAUCAACAGCGUGGAAAUUUGGAGCUGGACAGUUCUUCAAUUGAUUCCUCACAUUCAGGAGUUUCACUAGAAUCUUCAAUCGAGAGUAAUUCUGGGAUAGAGGGUAUACUGAGUCGACUGGAGAAGGAGAGGAACAUUACGUUUGGUGUUGGUUUGAGAGAUAAAGGAGGCAACGACCUUAUUUCGAUAAAUGAUGUUAAAGAUGGCAGUGAUCAGGGAAUGCCAACAGAUGAGACAGUUGCUGUAAAUGAAGGAAGACUCAAUCCCACCUCGUUGAUCUCCUAUGACCGCAUAAUUAAUGGUUCAAGAUCAAAUAUUACUCGAACUGGAACCUUUGUGGAUGUUGGUGGCUGCACGAUUCAGCCUGCAUCAUGGAGGACAUGGAGCAUUCAGAGAGCAGGUUUCUCUGAAAAUGAUUUCGAAGCAGCCGAGAUAGAUCCUCUCCGGGAUAGAAUAGAAGCAGAUAAGGACUUUUGGAAGAAUGAUGUGAUUGAAAUAAGAGAGGGAGGCAGUGAGCAAGUGGAGAUAACUACAGAUUCAGGCCCUUCUCAUGGUGAGAUCAGUCAUGAUCAAAUAAAGAGUCACCUCCAGCACCUAGAAGUGGAGCUUUCCUCUGUUCUUCAGUCACUGAGAUCGAAGUCUAUGGGAGAUGAGGAGAAGGAAUCUGUGACUGCCUCUGAGGAUCUGAGGGAGCUUUCAGAUGCUUGGGAGUUUCAGGAGAAUGAGGUGAUGAAUGCCCAGGACAGACUGCGAUCUAUACGAGCAAGGAUAGCUGUUCUAGAAGGAAAGAUGGCAUUGGCAAUAAUUGAUGCUCAAAAGACUCUGGAAGAGAAGCAGAAGAGGAUCGAUGAAACUCGUAGAGCACUGAGGCUCCUCCGUACUGCUUGCGUAGUUUGGCCGAACUCAGCGUCAGAGGUGCUCCUGUCAGGCUCAUUUGAUGGUUGGACUACCCAGAGAAGGAUGGAGAAGUCCAGCACUGGGAUUUUCUCCCUCUGCCUUAAACUUUACCCGGGCAGAUACGAGAUGAAGUUCAUAGUAGAUGGUGUUUGGAGAAUCGAUCCGCUGCGCCCGAUUGUCAACAAUAAUGGAUAUGAAAACAAUCUGCUCAUCAUUACAUAAAUAGUUCGAGCAAAAGAUCACUUGUCUGGAAAGUGAAGAAUGAUCAAGCAGCGCUGAUAUCUACUCUAGAUGGCCUUUGGGGUCCAACAAUUCUUUUGACCUUGACACUAGUACUAGAAUAAUCUGCUCAUCAUUAACUUUUAUUUGUCUUUCGUUGUCGAUGUAUUCCUAGUAGAAGUGAUUUGUUCUGACUGUUGGGAGAGAGACAACUGACCCAAACAGGUCUGUAAAUUCUCAUGUACUCAAUAUGCUAGAUUGAAUCAUUUGCUUGAAAUUAA
Messenger RNA from Punica granatum (pomegranate), 2168 nucleotides. The record is from RefSeq and is a predicted model, not a curated record. Lineage: Eukaryota; Viridiplantae; Streptophyta; Magnoliopsida; Myrtales; Lythraceae.